Messenger RNA from Durio zibethinus, 1932 nucleotides. Its product is annotated as protein disulfide-isomerase 5-3-like. NCBI's taxonomy places the organism in Eukaryota, Viridiplantae, Streptophyta, Magnoliopsida, Malvales, Malvaceae. The record is from RefSeq and is a predicted model, not a curated record. Gene Ontology annotation, cellular component: COPII-coated ER to Golgi transport vesicle; endoplasmic reticulum.
CUCUUAGUGAAAAGCUCUUUCUCGUUUGCCAGAUCUCUUGGGAUUUAAAUUUUUCUUUUUUAUUUUUAUUUUUAAUUUUUCAAUUAAAUCAGAUUUCGAUUGAUUAAUAUCAGCCAUGAUUUCUUCAAGCAAGAUCAAGUCCGUCGAUUUUUACAGGAAAAUCCCUAGAGAUUUGACUGAGGCAACGCUCUCCGGUGCAGGGUUAUCCAUAGUAGCAGCAUUGGCUAUGAUGUUUUUGUUUGGAAUGGAAUUGAGUAAUUAUUUAACAGUCAGCACCUCUACAACUAUUAUUGUUGACAAUAGUUCUGAUGGGGACUUUUUACGUAUUGAUUUUAACAUCAGUUUUCCAGCGCUCUCUUGUGAAUUUGCAUCUGUUGACGUGAGUGAUGUCUUGGGAACUAACAGGUUGAAUAUAACAAAAACAAUCCGAAAGUUUUCUAUAGAUCCACAUUUAAGACCCACUGGUGCUGAGUUUCAUUCCGAACCUGUUCCACAUUUCAUUAAGCAUGGAGAUGAAGUUGAUGAAGAAACUGUUGAGGGUUCCAUACCAUUAAAUGGUGUUAGCUUUGACAAACUUUCACAUCAGUAUCCAAUUUUGGUUGUCAAUUUUUAUGCUCCUUGGUGCUACUGGAGUAUUCGCCUGAAACCAUCCUGGGAGAAAACUGCCAAGAUAAUAAAAGAGAGAUAUGAUCCAGAAACGGAUGGGCGUAUUCUUUUGGCAAAGGUUGAUUGCACUGAAGAAGUUGACUUGUGUAGGAGGCAUCACAUUCAAGGGUAUCCAUCCAUUCGCAUUUUUCGUAAAGGCAAUGAUGUGAGGGAGGACCAUGGGCACCAUGAACAUGAAUCUUAUUAUGGAGAUCGUGAUACAGAAACCCUGGUUAAGACGAUGGAAGAUUUGGUUGCUUCUAUUCCACAGGAGAACCAGAGGCUGGCUUUAGAGGAUAAAUCCGAUGCAACAAAAAGACCAGCACCAUUGACAGGAGGAUGCAGAAUUGAAGGAUAUGUGCGAGUAAAGAAGGUUCCUGGCAACCUUAUUAUCUCCGCUCGUUCAGGAGCCCAUUCUUUUGAUGCUUCUAAAAUGAACAUGUCUCAUGUCAUUAGCCAUCUUUUGUUUGGUAAAACAAUUUCACCUCGGGUACUGAGUGAUGUGAAGCGAUUAAUACCUUAUCUUGGUAGAAGCCAUGACAGGUUGAAUGGUCGGUCAUUCAUUAAUCACCGGGAUUUAGAUGCAAAUGUUACUAUAGAGCAUUACCUUCAAAUUGUCAAAACCGAGGUAGUUACAAGAAAAUCUUCUCGUGAUCAUACAUUAGUCGAGGAAUAUGAGUACACAGCGCACAGCAGUCUGGCACAGAGCAUAUACAUACCUGUUGCGAAAUUUCACUUUGAGUUAUCUCCAAUGCAGGUUUUGGUAACAGAAAACUCAAAGUCAUUUUCACACUUUAUCACCAAUGUAUGCGCUAUAAUUGGAGGUGUUUUCACGGUUGCUGGGAUUUUGGAUUCAAUUUUUCACAAUACAAUUAGGUUGAUGAAAAAAGUAGAAUUAGGCAAAAAUUUUUGAUAGCCAGGCAAAAAAAUUGUUAUUCUGUAAAGAAUUCUAAUUAGCGAGGAUUAUUCUAAAGAAACACAGUUGAGUUCAGUUAUUCUUACUUUUUGUCUUGAAGUUUAUUCAUAAAGCGUGCCAAUAUUUUAUGAGUAAAAUUUUAUAUGCAUCAGAUUUACCUGGAAGAACGUAUUUUUAGGAUCGUGCCAAUGUAAAAGAAUGCAUUUUUACGAUCAUCCGAAGAAGAAAUUAGGAUUUACAUGGAAAAUUAUAUUUUUAAGAUCAAUUGACGAGGAUGUUGGGUUUGCGCAAAACCUGGAACUCGUAUUUUGGUUCGUUUAAUACACGAAGACCUAUUAGGAGUCUUAUUUUGGUUCGUUUAAUGCACAAAG